This is a messenger RNA of Urocitellus parryii (Arctic ground squirrel), 4012 nucleotides long. It is a transcript of the gene S100pbp, whose product is annotated as S100P binding protein. Gene Ontology annotation, molecular function: calcium-dependent protein binding. NCBI's taxonomy places the organism in Eukaryota, Metazoa, Chordata, Mammalia, Rodentia, Sciuridae. The record is from RefSeq and is a predicted model, not a curated record.
UUAUCUCUUAGAUUGUGCCUGUAGUGUGCUAAGUGCUUUAUGUUUGCAUCUCAUCUAAUCCUUGCAAUAAUCCUUUGAGGAAGGUGGGAGUCAAUCAUUUUGACAAGUCUCCUGAAAGGAACAGCUAGCAGGAGCUGAAACCUUUUUCCAUUUGGUCUCGUGGCAGAGGCAGAGAUUGCUCCAGCAGCUCCACACAAUAUGACGUGCUCACUAGUACCUUCAGAACAGUCUUCUGGCACCUCUUUCUUGCCUAAAGACACUGCCCCAUUUUCUUGGGGUUCCUUGGAUGAGGAUGAAUUGGAUGAUUCCUUGCUGGAGCUGUCUGAUGGAGAAGAAGAUGAUGACAAUUUCAAUUACACUGAGGAAGAGAUUGAUGAGCUUUUGAAGGAUGAUGACCCAUCAGAUGAGCACUUUUCUUUGGAAGAAAGAUUGUGUAAAGAUGAUGGCAGGCAUGUUGAAAAUGGAGGGAAAGGGAGUCAAGUUCUACUUGAAACUCCCCAAGAAAAAAAUUCAUUGUACAACUUGAGACCAGUAGCUGAGACUCCUGGCCUCUUCAAACUACCUCAGCUAAGUACAUCAGUUGGUCAUGGACCAAUUCCUACUAAACCGUUAAACAGACGAUUUGUACUAGAAAAGAAUCUUAUAAAAGUAACUGUUGUUGCACCAUUUAAUCCAUCAGUUUGUGAUCCUGUGCUUGAUAAGGACAAGAUUGAUUCAUCCAAAGAUACUGAAAAACCCUCUUCCCUUGAGGAAGGGAUGAGAGAAGAUGGUCUUAACCCUAAUGAGAGUGAACUUUGCACUGAAUCUGAAGAGAUCAGCCCCAAUAAUUCUGCUUGGGAUGGGUCCCUGUUCUCUUCUCCUUUGAACAAUAACUUUCAACAAACUGUCUCUGAUAAAAAUACACCUGACAGUAAGAAAUCUACACCUGUGUUCUCUCAGAUCUCAGAGCAUUCAGAGACUCCAAAUACGGGGUCGUCCUGGAAAAAUGGUGGCUCACAUAAAUCAAGUUGUGAAAUGAGGUUUCCUGUUGUUUCCAGUUCAUCAAACAGAGAUAUUCUUGACAAGGAUUCUGGGGAAAUGAAAGUCCGUGAAAGAAGACUGGGCAAAGUCAUUCCUGUUCUACAAACCAAAACCAGGACUAAUGUUUCGACGUUUUCACAAUCAGAUCUAGAACAGCAGAAGCAAAUUUAUCUCAGGAGUGUCUUUGAUCAUAUAGAAGAUCCAGGGGACUCUAACCAAGGUACCUCGGGGGAGCUGUAUGCUUUGAUGAAUCGGCAGCAUCCUUCGGAUCUCACCAUGCGAAAUUACGCCCGGUUCCGACAGAAACCUCUGCAAAGAUACAGUCUGAAUCAGUGGGUUGACAGGAACAAACGAAGCCACCAUCGGUUCCAACGUCUCCCUGACUUGUACAGUCCAUUUGUCUCAUCACAUCAGCAAUGAAAGUCCCUAUCCAGGGUCCUGUCCAGAGCAGCAUCUCAUUUUCUUCUGCUGUUUUUUGCUUCAUAUAUUUUGAAUUUAUUUUUCACAAGAUUUUUAUUUAAAGAACUUGUCACCUUUUGGAAAUACUUAUUGCUGACUUGAAUUUUUUUUUUUUGUAUGAAGACACUCCUGAUUUUGUGUGCCUGUCUGUGUAUUGUGUAUAAGCAGUGUUAAGGUGAUAUAUAUUUUUUUAAUUUUUUAUUUAAGUUGAAGGUGGCUGCCUCCUGAAAGCCAACAUGAAGCUAAAAUACCCAGGCUUAAUAAAACACCCACCUGUAUACAGGCAGAGGUGAAGUCUACUUCUGGUGCCCCAAAGAAGUCAAUCUUUUAAUCUACUGUAAGGAAUAGGUUCUUUACCAGGCUAUGUGCCAGUGUUAAUUAUUGUUGAUGACUUGUGAAUGGAUAUAUGUCACUUUUUACAAUCCCUCUUUUUAAAUUUGAAUCUCUGAAUACCUGUCAGUAUUUUAAAGUUGGCAAUUCAGGACAUUCUAAGUAGAAUAGAAUAGGAGAAAAAUCCUGUUAAAGGAUAAAUUGAAAAUGUAAAUCCUUUCCUUUCUGUACCUAUUAGCUACUCUUCUCCUUCCCAUGUUGGGGUGUCGGGGAUAGAACCCAGGGCUUUGCACAUGCUAGGCAAGCACUCUACCACUGAGCUACAGCCCCAGCCCAGUUUUUAUUAUUAUUUUUUGAUUUUUCAUUCUGUUAAACUUAUUUUGCACAUAGUGUUUACAAAUCUUAUACAUCUUAACUCUGACAGAAUACUGCUGACUAACCUCUGUUAAAUACCUUGUGGUCUUGUGACUGUCUUCUGUCCUCCUUCAAGGAUUUUCCUUUUUUUUUGUCCCUCACCCCCAGUGACCACUUUGCUCUCUAGGGUUCUUAAAGCAGUAUUUAUAUAUCCUUUUUGACAUGGUUAUGUCUCUUUUGAACGGCCUCCUUGCUCUCUUUAUUGAAGAGCUGCCCAAUGUCAUUGAGAUGUCAGUUGGUCUUUAGUUUCAUCUGCUGAAUCCUAACUUUAUGAGUACUAGCCAAGGAGCCUUCCUCCUGUGGGAGAUACUUUGGAAUUAUUACUUGUUUCCAUUAUUGGUUAACAGGUGCCUUUAGACCCUGAAUGUUACCAUCUCCUCUUUUUUCAGGCCUGGAUGUAUACCUUCACAUAACUAUUCAAGUGGGUCUAAUGGUAUUGUGAUUGAGCAUGUGCACAAAAGCAUUACCUGGUCAUAAGGUUUGGUGUUCUAACCAAAGCUGACAGACUUUGUGCAUCUGUCUUAAUGGACAUCUUAGAAAUUUGCUAUUCUCUCUUUACAGACAGCUCUAGACAUUAUUUUAGGAAGUUUUGCAGUCUGGCAUUCAUGCUGCUGCUGUUCACUCUGUGAAAGUUGUUCAUAGUUGCUGUAGCCUCUCUGGUUGUAUUGUUUUAUCAGCCCCAUAUUUGUAUGUGAGUAACCCAUCUUAAACAUUCUACCCACUUUAGAAAUGGACUUGGGAGAAGAUUAGUCAUUCAAGCCUCCAAUAAAUUUGGAUAGAUAUCCCUAAGUGUUUACUGUUUUUAACCAAUCAAGGACUCUCUUUUCCUUGGAUGUUUGUUUUAGAUUCUGGAAGUAAAAUGCAAUGAAGAAAUUCCAUUUAAAGGCAGUAUUCUAAAUCUGUAUUUCAGUUGGCAUAAUUGGCAUUUACUUAACUGGUCACUUCUCCAGGAUGUCCUAAAUUAGCCUAAUGGAGUGAGACAUGCCAAACCCACUUUUGAGACCAAAGUUUUUAGUUAAAAUUAAAUAUAGCUGGAAUAGCUAGCAUUGUAGCAGUCUAGUUCCCACAAACAACCCAGGAGUGAAAAGACAGCAUUUUUGCUUAGGCAGAACUCUAAGAUUCAUAUUCCUGUCCUGGUACUGGAGGGUUUACGACUGAAUGUGUAAUAGGAGCAUUGCCUUUGCCAAAUUAAAUGAGUGACAGGUUAACUAGACAAUGUGACAAUCACAUUUCCUCUUAGCUCAUAUAAUUCUGUUUUUCCAAAGCUUUAGCAGCUUAAUUAAAUCUUUUGGACUGGGGGAGGAGAGAGUUGUUCUCUAGUGGUUAACAUGGUAUUCUUUAAGAUAUAAAAAAGCCAAAGAAAACUCAUUAUCUGGCAUAUUUGCCUUAAAGAUGGUAGUGGGUAGAAUCUGGAGUUUUAAUCUUUUCAGAGCUACAAAUCUCUUGUAUUUGGUGUUGCCCUCUAAGUCUAGUAUUUCAGGUGGAAUUCCUGCUGUAUUUUUAAGUUUGAGUAAUCUUUAUGUGCAUUUAACUGCCUACCUAACUUUCUUCAUCCAUGAUGACAUUAUCACCACAGGGGGUCUUGACAAAGCAGAGUAAAAAUGUGCUGUUUAAGUAGUUUACUUAUAAGUAAGGAGCCUGAAAUAACCUGUAGUUCUGCAUCUAAUACAGGCCCUGAUUUACUUGCAUUGUUGUCAGGAUCAAUUAUGAAACUGAAGUUUUGGUGCCUCCUCUGUAUCAUGUUUUUUCCCUGUAGCAGUUGUGUUUAAUGUCAUUAAAAAGAAAUAAA